Molecule: messenger RNA, 7060 nt
Organism: Procambarus clarkii (red swamp crayfish)
Lineage: Eukaryota; Metazoa; Arthropoda; Malacostraca; Decapoda; Cambaridae
Source: RefSeq, a predicted model, not a curated record
GGGAGGUUGUGGGGGCGGCCGCCAGGUGGCUCCACCAGCAGGGCCACCUUGCCGGAAACACACAGAUGACACAACUCUGGCAGAUGCCUCAGUAACUUUUAUUAUUCUACGCCUCAGGUGACCUCAGUCUCGGCACGAUGUCGAGCAUAAAACAGGUGAUCAAUGAUGCCGUGGAGAAAGGUAAGGAGGUAUACGAAAAAGUGCGACAACCAAAUCCCAUCCGCCUACGAGACCUCAUAAGACAGAUUCGCUCGGCCAAGACAGCCGCUGAGGAAAGAGCGGUUGUUAACAGGGAGUGUGCCUACAUCCGCCUUACAUUCCGUGAAGAAGAUUCUGUUUGGAGAUGUCGCAAUGUUGCCAAACUUUUAUACAUACAUAUGUUAGGAUAUCCUGCUCACUUUGGUCAGAUGGAAUGCCUUAAGCUAAUUGCAUCGCCACGUUUCACUGACAAACGCAUCGGUUACCUCGGAGCCAUGUUACUGUUGGAUGAGCGGCAAGACGUGCACCUGCUUAUCACAAAUUCCCUCAAGAAUGAUUUAAACUCUUCAACACAGUUUGUACAAGGCUUGGCACUGUGCACUCUUGGAGCUAUUGCCUCUCCUGAAAUGUCACGUGACCUUGCGGGAGAAGUUGAGAGACUCCUAAAAUCUUCAAAUGCAUACAUACGUAAAAAGGCAGCUGUUUGUGCUCUGCGAAUUAUCUGCAAAGUUCCGGAAUUAAUGGAGAUGUACCUGCCAGCCACACGCUCACUCCUGUCUGAAAAGAAUCAUGGUGUGCUGAUCACAGGCGUCACGCUGAUCACAGAGAUGUGCCGCCAGUCUCCGGACAUGCUUGCUCACUUCAAAAAGGAUCCCGAGCACUCCGAGAUUGUUCCCAACCUGGUGCGUAUCCUCAAGAAUCUGAUCAUGGCCGGCUAUUCUCCAGAGCACGAUGUUCAAGGUGUCUCAGAUCCCUUUCUACAGGUCUCACCCAGAAAAUGUAGUUUCAUUAGAUUCAACACUGAUUUUUUUGGUUGUGGAGACAGUGAAGCCUCAGAAACCAUGAACGAUAUUUUAGCACAGGUGGCCACCAAUACUGAAUCUUCCAAGAAUGUGGGCAAUGCCAUACUGUAUGAAACAGUACUUUCUAUAAUGGACAUUAAGAGUGAGAGUGGAUUAAGGGUUUUGGCUAUUAAUAUCCUAGGACGGUUCUUGCUGAAUGCAGAUAAGAACAUCCGAUACGUAGCACUGAACACCCUUCUCCGCGUUGUUCAUGCCGAUAAUUCUGCCGUCCAACGUCACCGCUCUACCAUCUUGGAAUGCCUCAAGGAUGCUGACAUUUCCAUCCGACGACGAGCAAUGGAGUUAUGUUUUGCACUGAUCAAUGGCAAUAAUAUUCGCACCAUGAUGAAGGAGUUGUUGACGUUCUUAGAAAAAGCAGAACCUGAAUUUAAGGCCUCGUGUUCAUCUAAAUGUGUUCUGGCAGCAGAAAAGUUCUCGCCUAAUGUUCGGUGGCACAUAGACACGCUUCUCAAAGUUGUGGAAGCUGCUGGAAAUCACGUACCAGAUGAUGUGGUGUCAUCCACUAUACAGUUAAUAUCAGAGACACGAACAGAACAAGCCUAUGCCGUUGGGGAGCUGUGGCGACACCUAUCAAUUGCUCAGAUGGAAUACCAGCCUAUGAUCCAAGUCUCCACUUGGUGUAUAGGCGAAUUUGGAGAUUUAUUAUUAAGUGGACAUGCUGAUGUAACUGUGGUGGAAUCUGAUUUGAUAGACAUUUACCAGAAAAUUUUGUGGUCAUCACAGUGUUCUAUUACGACAAAGGAGUAUGCCCUUACCUCAUUAAUGAAGCUCUCAGCGAGACUCACCCAUGAAGUUGGAUCUAUACAACAAGUUGUUAGUGCUUUUGGAUCUCACCUGAACAUUGAGCUACAACAAAGAGGAAUAGAGUACAGUCAGCUCUUCACCAGACACAACCAUAUGCGAGGACCUCUGUUGGAACGGAUGCCACCAUUUGAGGGUACAAGAGCAAGUGCAGAACAAGAUAAGAUGGCAAUCACAAAUGGAAUUGAUGCUUCACCUGACAACCACUCGCUCCUCAAUGACCUAACAUCGCCAAACAACAACGCUCAUGAAACAAAUGAAUCGAAUGCGUUGCUCGACCUAUUAGGAGGGAUGGAACCAGGGGAUAAUGAGACAGUCCCGGCCACUAGCACAGCAGGUGUUCUCAGUGUUCCCUCAACAAUGCCUGCAGUUAAUGCUGACAUAUUGGACUUGUUAGGAGGGUUGGACUCUGGCCCAGCAGCACCGGUGCCGGCCUCCAACAUGAACGACACAACUACUCCUGCCCAACUACCCAACUCUAGCAAUGCUGCCUACCUGCUAGAUGGUCUGCUCAACAACUCGACCCCUGUAAUCACCUCCCUAAACUCUCCGGUCACAAACUCUGUAGUCACCAUUCCUACUAGCAACCUAAUUAUCCCACCACUCCAAAAGUCAAGUAUACCAGGUAUUACUGCAUAUGAUAAGAAUGGAAUAAGAUUGGACAUGGCAUUUGAUGUUCAAGAAUCCAUCACUACUAUCAACAUGCUGGCGACCAACAACUCUGGAGCCCAAGUUACAGACUUUCUCUUCCAAGCUGCUGUACCCAAGUCAAUACAGCUGCAGAUGUUGAACCCCAGCAGCACCAUCAUGGCUCCUACUACUUCACUCUCACAACUGAUCAAGGUCAACAACCCUAACAAGGUGCCACUACGAAUGAGGAUAAAGUUAUCAUGGUUAGCAAAUGGGACGGCUCUUCAAGACCAAGGAGAAAUUAGCAAUUUUCCUUCAGUAUUGUGGCAGUGACAGCACCCAUACUCUCGUUACCCCAGCUACCACAUGCAUCUUUCUUCUCACUCCCUCUCCUCACCCCAUGGUUACAUCUCAAUUUGUAGUAUACCUGUGUCCUAUAUCACCCCUUCCCUCUCUCAACUAUCACCAAGUCUCUUGUCUAACAACUAUUUUAAGAUGCCUUUCCUCACCACUCUCCACACAAUUUGUCUUAUAAUUGGUUUAGUCAUUGCUUUGGGAUUUUCCAAAUCUCUCGCAUCAUCAUAUCUUCCAUCAUAUUUCCCUCGUGCAUUUUUGUACACCUUUAUAACAUUAAUAACUAUGAAAAUAUUUAUUUAUUGCCUUUCUGUACAAAACUUUAAGUUUCUAAAUUUAGUUGUUCAUAUCCUAAUGUUGUCAUCAUCACUCUCCUCUCCAAGAAUCUCUCUCUCCUCUAUUAGUUAUCAACUUUGCAUUGAUCUGCAUCAACUUAUUUCAUUUUCUUUAUAUAUAUUGUCCUCUCCAAACAGGGUAAUACAUUUUUGGUUAAUAUUCUCGUUGGUGUGUUGUAAAGUUGUAGUGUGUUACCCAUGUGUUCUAUCACCAUGUGUUUUGUUGUAUAUGUUGCAUUCAUCUUGGGUGUUGGUGGUGUCAUGCCAGACCUUCCUCUUUCACAACACAAGUGCAUCAUGCCCAUACUGUGUACCAUUAAUUAUGAGGUGACAGGGAUGUUGCUUCAGGUCAUCUGCGAUUACUCCUGCCCACUUUCUUGUGGCAUUUGCAAUUAUUUUAUAUUCUUUCUACUACAUAAAAUGUCUCUUUCUUCAUUCAAUAAGGCCCAUAUUUUUUGAAGCAAGUAUUAUGUAAAAUAUUACAACAGAUUCCAAUUGGAAAACAUUAUGGGUUUUUGUAUGCGUGGAAUUGUAAUAAGCAUGAAUUGAAACAUCUUUGAAGUACGGUACAGUAUUGCAUAUAUGCAACCUAACAUUUCUCCAAAUUCUGGGUGGGUUGUGACAUACUGUACAUUGUUCAUUAUAGCAUAGUGUGAGCGAGCCUUGGGUUGGUGGGAAUUAUAUAUGUGAAGAUGCCACCAUGUUUAAUAUUGUGAGUGUAGUGAGAGAAGAAUGUGAGGCUACUGUAAACAGGCCACUUAUUGUUAUAAUUAUUGUAAAUACAGUACGUAUAUUUGUUCUUGGUUUUCAUAAUGGGUUAGCAUUAUCUAUAAAGUUGUGUGUUUCAUAUUAUUAUUAUUAUUAUUUUAAUAAUGUCCUUGAAUUUCAGUUAAUACUGAGUCAGUAGGCAGGAGUCAUUGUGCCAUGAUUGUUGCUGGACUUGUGAAUGAAGCCUUAACUCAUAUAAUUUUGAGAAAUAGAGGAGAAUAAGGAGCUUAACUAGUGAUGUGGUAAUAAGGUUUGUGACAGUUUUCAGAAAUGGGUUAGUGAUUUUGUGUGUGGAUUUUAACGGUUUGGGUCCAGGUCUCCCAGUUUGGUGCAGUUUAACGCUGGCAUCUUAUUGCUGCUGUUAGACAAGUGCAUCUUCUCUAUUUUCUACCCAUUUAUGCAAAACACAAGUUUUCAUGUUGCAAAUGUUUGUGACGAGUGUUCUCUCCUUGUACUUAACGUUAUGUUGCACGCAUUGAAAUCGUGUUUUGUAACUUAUUUUAUUCUAUAUAAUUCACUUUCACAUUUAGAAUUUAUCUUAUUAUAAAUCAUGCUAAUAUUUAUGACUUCUUUUAAGCCAUGGUUCUUUUUCUUUUGGAAAUUAUUGGUAAUGUACUUAGAGAUAACAAGGUAUUUUGAUAUGUGAAAUAUCCUUGUGUAUUUACUUUGCUUUUUAGUCUGGCAAAUAAUAAUAACUGGUACAACAUUUGAGUGCUGGUGCAGUGUUGUGUACACACCUUUAACAGUAUUGUGUACACACCUUUAACAGUGUUGUGUACACACCUUUAACAGUGUUGUGUACACACCUUUAACAGUGUUGUGUACACACCUUUAACAGUGUUGCAGCUGCACCUUUAACAGUGUUCCUUGUUAAUGGUGUGUGAGCCAGACACAGUGUUGCAACUGCACCUUUAACAGUGUUCCUUGUUAAUGUUGUGUGAGCCAGACACAGUGUUGCAACUGCACCUUUAACAGUGUUCCUUGUUAAUGUUGUGUGAGCCAGACACAGUGUUGCAACUGCACCUUUAACAAAGUAACUCAUUCUUCUCAAGAUCAAAGCUUAAAUUGUACCUUUGUGAUAUUAAUUGUUUGCACCUGAAUAAUAAUAGUGAUAGGCAGAGGAGCGUUUCUCUAGCUUGUGGUUACAAUAAUAACAAUGUGUCGUAGACCUAUUUUCUCUGUUUUGACACUGCUAGAGGUCUUGUUUUAUAAUAGUGUGGAUCGUGUAAAUAUUUGAGAAAACAUGAGCCGAGUUAGGUGUUAAGUAAUUGUUGUAAAUAUUUGUUACGAAAUGAUCCACAGACAGGAGGGCUGGAAACUAUCACCUAAGCUCACCUCUCAAUUUUGGCUGUAACAAAAAAAUCCAUCCACAUCAAUAUCCCCAAAUACUUUGUUUUUCAUGUACAAUUCUAACUAAAAGCUACUUUUAAUUUUAUUAUUUAUAUGGGGUCAUGGAGUAUGAAUUUGUUUGGGAGAAAUUUGUGCCCUCAGUACCAUGCCAAUAUGUCUUGUUUAGUAAUGUGAAUAGUAAAAUGGCCUUUAUAUUGAUUGGGGUUAAGCUGAUACGUCUAUGGUCCUGUCGGUUAUUACGUUGUUGCAGUGCGGGACCUUUAGACCCAAGAAUUAUAUAUUUUGUGCAACCUGUCCUCUUGUAUUACAUUUACGUAGUGUUUGUAUAUUUUAUGUCGCCUAGAAAUAUUGUAUCUAUAUAUUGUUUGAUAUAGUACUUCAGUUAUAAGGAACAUUUUCUGUAUAUAAAACUUCCAGAGCUGCUUUUUCAAAAAGUGCGGGAAAGUGUUUGCCAGACCCAGAGGAAGGUAGUGAGGGGGACGGCAGAGGAAGGUAGUGAGGGGGACGGCAGAGGAAGGCAGUGAGGGGGACGGCAGAGGAAGGUAGUGAGGGGGACGGCAGAGGAAGGUAGUGAGGGGGACGGCAGAGGAAGGUAGUGAGGGGGACGGCAGAGGAAGGCAGUGAGGGGGACGGCAGAGGAAGGCAGUGAGGGGGACGGCAGAGGAAGGCAGUGAGGGGGACGGCAGAGGAAGGUAGUGAGGGGGACGGCAGAGGAAGGUAGUGAGGGGGACGGCAGAGGAAGGUAGUGAGGGGGACGGCAGAGGAAGGCAGUGAGGGGGACGGCAGAGGAAGGCAGUGAGGGGGACGGCAGAGGAAGGUAGUGAGGGGGACGGCAGAGGAAGGUAGUGAGGGGGACGGCAGAGGAAGGUAGUGAGGGGGACGGCAGAGGAAGGUAGUGAGGGGGACGGCAGAGGAAGGUAGUGAGGGGGACGGCAGAGGAAGGUAGUGAGGGGGACGGCAGAGGAAGGUAGUGAGGGGGACGGCAGAGGAAGGUAGUGAGGGGGACAGCAGAGGAAGGUAGUGAGGGGGACGGCAGAGGAAGGUAGUGAGGGGGACGGCAGAGGGAUGUAGUGAGGGGGACGGCAGAGGAAGGUAGUGAGGGGGACGGCAGAGGAAGGUAGUGAGGGGGACGGCAGAGGAAGGUAGUGAGGGGGACGGCAGAGGAAGACUGUGAUGGCAAGGCUGCUGCAAGUCCAUGCAUUAUUUAUUUAUAUGAGACCUUUGCUUAUAUUUAACUUGUAAUAUUAUCAAUUAUUUGUGCUGAAAGGUAUCCUAUAAGACAAAUUAGACAACAUAAACAAAAUUUUCUAGGGCAUUUUAUUGUUAGGCCUCCCUGUCUAUAGUGUUAACUUUGAUUAAAGGAAAUUGAGGUUCAUACGUGGUACAGUAUUUUAUUAUGUUAUAUGUCAGACUUUGUCAAUUCAUUCUUGAAUUCUCAGAAGCUGGGAGAUGAGGUGUCCAAUUCCAUUUGAGGACAUAUAUAAAUGCUGAUUUUCCCAGUGGAAGAAAGCCAAUAGCUAAUUACUGGUAAUGGACAUGCAAUGCUACUUAUUAUCAAGCAUAGGAGUUAUUGUGACAGGUUCCAAUGGUAGUUGUCUUGCCCCCUAAGCACUUGGUCUCGGGUGCUGGCAUAUCCCCACCCAUUGCUUGAGAGUAGGCCGGGUCCACUAAGCCAUUCCAUGUUCUCUGGUGAUGUAAAUGAGCCCUUCUGGCAUUGUCAUAUUGAUCAUUUGGGGAAAAAAUAAAUUUAUCGAAUUUUUA